AUUGAGGAGAGCGGGUGCAGGACGUUCAAUGGCUGUUACUGUCGGGCUGACAAGACAUCUGUUUCAUUUAUUAACCAUUACAAAAGACAGAGAGUGAGGAGGAGGCUGCUGACUUAUGGCGAGGUGCCCGAGAGAAGAGCAAACCUGAGAUUCACUUUCAGCCAUGUCAGCCAAUGGGAGCUCAGAGACAGAGGUCAGGCCCACCAACAACACCUGUCGUCAGGAGGAACUGUCUGUGACUGCGUCAGUCGUCUCCAUGACCGUGGGCGUCUUUUCUAACAGCCUCGCUCUCUUCAUUCUGGUCAAAUCCUACAAUCACAUGAGGAUCAAGUCCAAGGCGUCCUUCCUGCUGUUCGCCAGCAGCCUGGUGAUCACCGACCUGCUGGGCCACCUCAUCAACGGCUCCCUGGUGCUUUUCGUGUACGGCUCCCUAAAGCAAUGGGAGACUUUUGAUCCUCAUCGCAUCGUGUGCAGCAUAUUUGGGGCAUGCAUGGUUUUCUUUGGCCUGAGCCCCUUGUUUCUGGGAAGUGCCAUGGCAGUGGAGCGCUGCAUCGGAGUCACCAGGCCCAUCUUCCACUCCACUGCGCUGGCUUCCUACCACAUGAAAAGGCUGCUGGGGCUCACCUGGCUGCUAGCGGCCCUAGUGGCCGUGUUGCCUGUGCUGCUGUGGAGGCCUUACAAGGUCCAGAGCUCCAGGAGCUGGUGCUUCUUCCACAUGGAGCAGCCCAAGGACUGGCUGGAUAUGCUUCUGCCUCUGCUUUUCUCUUUGCUCGGGCUGCUGGCAUUGCUGCUGUCCAUUGUGUGCAACACACUAACUAGUUGUGUUCUCCUGCUGGCCAGACUGCGCCGCAAGCAUCACUGCAGAGGCACAUCUUAUCACAUAGAGAUGAUCUACCAGCUGCUGGCUAUCAUGCUCGUGUCCUGCGUGUGCUGGGGCCCAUUACUGAUUCAUGUCAUCAUCCUAAGCACCAGCGCCACAGAUGAGUCCGCGUCCUUCAGUCUGCUGACGGUGAUCCGGAUGGCCACGUGGAACCAAAUCCUGGACCCCUGGGUCUACAUCCUCCUGAGGAAGGCCGUUCUGAGGAAACUCUUCACGUUGCUUCACAGCUGCUGGGGCUCAAAGUCCCACAACUUGCACCGCUGGCAGCGCAGCAUGCUCCGCAGCUCAGUGGAGACCAGCAUCUCUGGCGCUGGCCCGUCUGACUGCCGCUGCCUUGGUGGACUACCGCUCCCAGACACGGCCAUCAAAUCCAUCACCUAAACCUUGGUGUGAAAAGUUUCAUCCGAAAGAACAGGAUGUAGAUGUGAAGUCUGCUUUCAUGUUACGACAGGAUCAUCAUGAACUGGCAGCAUUGUUGUGCAGUGAAUCACUUCUUAUUCUUAACCUUCAGCUCUGCUUUGUGCAUCAGUGGUUUGUAACAAAAUCUGUCUGGACCACAAAUCUCAGUAUUACAGUUUCAGUGUGUCUUUCAUUCAACUUUGUUCUGUUGGAAAAGUUGCCAACUAUUUUUUGAAUAUUGCUGAAAUUUCAACAUAAGAGAGAUAUUUAUUGAAUGGGUUUGAACUCACACGUGAGGUAAAGUCACAACUAUUUAAUCAUUCUGCAGCUACAGAUAUACAGGACCUAAGAUCUGUUAGUCGUGUGAUAUUGGAUUAUAAAACGAACUGUUUCCAGGGGGUUAAUGGAGUUUAUGGGGGUUCUGCAGAACACAAACAUCUGCACCAGACUGUGCAAAAUAACAGAAGAUAGCUUAGCCUUAACACGUCACUUCUGAAUCCAAGGCAAACAGUGUACAGAGCAAGGCUGCUGGUCGGUACAUUAUGUCUUGGUAGAUGUGAUGUUUUGUAUCAGUGCUUCUGUACUCAUGUCACGUCUGUCACAAAAAUGAGGUUGUCUUGUCUGUACA
Mugil cephalus (flathead mullet) is the source of this 1907-nucleotide messenger RNA. RefSeq names its product prostaglandin F receptor (FP) (gene ptgfr). Bases 164 to 1261 code for a protein of 365 amino acids. The record is from RefSeq and is a predicted model, not a curated record. Gene Ontology annotation, cellular component: plasma membrane. Gene Ontology annotation, molecular function: prostaglandin F receptor activity. Gene Ontology annotation, biological process: adenylate cyclase-activating G protein-coupled receptor signaling pathway; inflammatory response; positive regulation of cytosolic calcium ion concentration. The transcript is spliced from 3 exons. NCBI's taxonomy places the organism in Eukaryota, Metazoa, Chordata, Actinopteri, Mugiliformes, Mugilidae.